CCGCCAGCCUGAUUCACAGCGACGCUGAGCUGUAAAACGAAACUGAAAGAAAAGUCCGCCUUCUCAGAAUACGAGGAAGACAAAGCAUGGCUCUCUGCGCUCACUCAGGUCAACUGAUGCAUAAAACAGAUGAAGAGGCAUAUUGUGUCGUCCCUGAGCUCAGUGUGGCCACCAGCUCAUUUGCAGUAUCCUGUGAGCCCUGCAGCUAUAUGUAGUGAUCUUCCAGCCAAACUAGAUUAUGGCUGCAAAGGCAACUCAGAGAGCAGAGGAGGACAGCACUGACAGUGAUGACAGCAACAGUGGAGGACGUCCAAGCUUCUCAGCUGAGGAGAGACCAAUUCUAGAUAAAGUCCUGAGGAACGGCAACGAGUUUAUAAGAUCUUAUGAAGAACAUCAGCCUGAACUCCAACAACUCAUCAACCAGCUGUUUAUGCACACCGAGGAGGUUUUAGGUUAUUACAACAAAGUAAUAGAAGCACAAAGAAGACUAAGAGGAGCUCAGUACGGAGCAGGAUUUGGAUUAAGUCUUGGAAUUGGAGCUUUUGCUGUAGGUGUCUCACUGUUUUCUGACGCUGAUGAUUUUUCAUUGCCUGUGGCAGGAAUGGGAGCUUUGGCAACUGUUGUUGCUGGAAUAGCAAGCUACAAAACCAAACAAAGUACAAAAAAAAUGAAGAACAUAUUAGAGAAUUUCAAAAACGUUUCAAAACAUUUCAAUACAACAGCUGAAGACAUCACCAGCUGCCAGAAGAAAUUUGGUAACCUUGCUGAGAAGAUGCUACAGUUAAUAAACAAGUUUCCUUUGCAAAAACAUGAGAAAGAAGAUGUCAGAGAGCAUAUAGAUGCUUUAUUAGAGCUUGUUAAAGUUUUUAGGCCAGAGGAUGUGCUGAGAUUGUUAAAAGAAAAAAGUACUUUGGAUUGGAGAAAAAACAUUCAGCAGUUUGUUUCUCCUGUACCUUUUAUAAGUGAAGGUAGCAAGACAAAACAAGCCUCCAAGACAAAACCAGUCUCCAAGACAAAACCAGCCUCCAAGACAAAACGAGGCUCCAAGACAAAAAGAGGCUCCAUGCAACUGCAAUCCGAAGCAGAACAGCUUGAUUGGAAGAUGGGAGAAAUGACAAAUCAUUUGCAGAGAAUCUUAAAAGAAACUAUGACUUCAAAUUUGGAGAUAGAAAGGGUGAUGCAAAAGCUUAAUGAGCACAUUAAACAGUAGACAGAAACACACAGAGGAGCCGCAAUUGUUUAACACCUCAGUGGACCUAAAUCUGUUUUCUUUUUAAAUAGGUUAAUCUUGUUCAGGUGGGAACACAAUAUACAUGUACAAAGUAUGUGCUAACUUGCCAAUGUCCACUAAAUGGUUGAUGUAUUUUGACAAUAUUGUCCACUCUAAAUGUAAUCUGGGCAGUAAUCUUGGGUAUUGCACACAUAAGAAGUUUCUUCACCAAUCACAAGGCUGAUAUUGUCCCGAAUACUCAACUUUAACAAAUCUGUGUUAGCAAAGGGUUUCCUUUUCUCAGUUCAAGUCAGUGAAAAUUACCACGGGAAGUACCAACUAGCAAAAAACUGAGCUAUCAAUAACAGUGAUUCAUUUAAAACGGCCACGCCAGCAUUCCCUGGGUGCACAUCCUGCAGUAAAGUGAAUAAGAAGUUUACCUUCUUUAUCAUGUUGUCUGAAUCAACUUAAUCCUAAUAGAAAUAUAGAAGUGGAUGAUGAUGGAAAUCCUGUGGAAUUUGAUAAAAACCGUGAGCCAUUCAAGGUAAUUUUCUAUUGCAUGUGUAUAUUUAGAUACUGGCUAAUUUGGUUAACAUGUAUUUUGGUAGGCCUUUUCAGUGUCAGUGUGCAAAAACAGUACUGUAGUGUUUAAUGUCUUUUGGCUGUAUUGGCCAAUAACUUUAGGUGCUGUAAUCCUAAUACACACAGGAGUCCAGUUUGGGCUGUUACUGCAAAGACUGCAGUACAGGCAAACUUUGAGGAUAAACCUUGAGACUUGAUAGCAAUGCAUUUCUCUCUGCUUCACUCGUGCUGAUGUGAUCAGUUCUGUUUCAGUGGCCUAGCAGGCUGAGAGUGGUAGACUGAGGGCUGUCAAUCAUGUGCGCUCAUCAGAAUAUUAGGACCACAGCCAGACAGUUCUCACAUCUGUUAAGCAUUUUUUAAAGCCAGGUUUUAUCAUAUUUCUAAAUCUGGUGUGAUCCACUGCACUAAUCUAACUAAGUCUGUGUUUGAGUCUGUUGAAGUUACAUGUCUGUGUUUUUUUUUCUGCAGCAUUACAGCAUGUUUGAUUUGUUCAAAAUAGCAUCACAUUCUUGAAAGAGGUUUCCUUGUCUACUCAUUUUCAUGAUUUUUUUUGUGACCAUUAUCUACAUUUUUGUGAUGUUUUUAUAAUGAACUUGCAGAGAAAGAAUGAUGCUGGUCUUUUCUUUUGAGAGGUUUUUUUUUAAUUGCUGUGUUCUUCUGUUCUGUUUGAGUUGGGGGGACUAAAUUCAGUAUAUUUGAUGUCAGAUCUAUUUAUCAGUCAGAGUUAGCAAUAUGUAUAUGUCAGCUACUCACAUUGCUAUCCCUCAUGUAAAGUGACUGCUCUCCCGCUGCUCCAGCCAGCCAAAACUCCCAGCAAGUGUGUUAUUGAAACUUUUUAAAUUUGUAAAUGGUGCUUCUUAUAAAGGUUUAUUACACCAUUGUUUGUAUCAUAGCUAGAUGUUGCUUCCUACUUGGGUUAGCCACUUACUGCUGACUCUUACUGUAAAAGAUCGACUUAAUUUAUGAAAGCAUGAUAGACAGUGGUCCACCUUAACUGUAGGAAUGAAAUGAUGCAUGAACUACCCCCCUUACAUUAAGGCUCACAGUGUUUCCCACAAUUGCGCUUUACAGGUGUAACACAGUAAGGCAUGUGGGAAAUUUCUUCUCAGUGUCUGUAAAUAUGAUUGUGCUGACUCAUAACAGGAGCUUGUGCGAGCUCAGUUUCAGGAGCACGGUCAAGCAAUUAGCUAUAGGUGACAGAUAAGCUAAGUACUGCUGUGCAUUCAGAUCUCAGACACAAUAUUUCACUGUGUGAAUGCCUACCUGUCAUAAGACAACAGCCUGAGCUACCAGGCUAAAGGACCAAGGGAAACCUAACUAGUGUGUUGAAUUGGCAAUGACUAAAUUAGGACAAAAAAUGGGUAAAUAUUAUUGCCAGCAAUGUUCCUAAUGCUACACUGAUGUGUGUUAAUGCAUGAUGUUGUAAAUUGCUGUUGUCAGAACAAAACCUUGUAUCUCCACAAUUCCAACUUCAGAGGAGAAGGAAAAACUUGCUUUAUU
Colossoma macropomum (tambaqui) is the source of this 3292-nucleotide messenger RNA. RefSeq lists its product as uncharacterized. NCBI's taxonomy places the organism in Eukaryota, Metazoa, Chordata, Actinopteri, Characiformes, Serrasalmidae. Bases 239 to 1210 code for a protein of 323 amino acids. The transcript is spliced from 4 exons. The record is from RefSeq and is a predicted model, not a curated record.